This is a messenger RNA of Prorocentrum cordatum, 1158 nucleotides long. NCBI's taxonomy places the organism in Eukaryota, Dinophyceae, Prorocentrales, Prorocentraceae. The record is from the annotation of a GenBank genome assembly.
AUGGAGAUGGUCGGGGACAUCACUGCUAGUGACAACUCCGCCUACAAGACGUUCUUCUCCGAGGACAACUGCCGAAAAUUCUACGUCGAGCUGUCCCAGAAGGCGGACAUCAGGCUCGAGGGCCGCUUGCCGCCUCUUGCCACAGAGCCGUGUGCAGGCGGGUCUCGCGUCUCGGCGGAGUGCAAGAGAGCGUGCGCCGCGGACGGGUGCUGCAGCGGCGACGACUGCAAAAGCUCGAGCACCGCGUGCUUCAGCGCGCCGGGCGGGGCCUCGGCGGAGGGCCUGGUCCGGGUCCAGGCCGCGCCGCGCGCCCCCGGCGCGGCGGAGGGCGGCGCGCCGCAGGCGGUGAGCUACUUCGACAAGGAGCUCCGGGAGCUGGAGGCUCUGCUCGCGCAGCCGGAGGCCCUGGAGCCCGGCGCGAAGAAGCAGUUCCAGAGCGGGGCGGUGUACGUGGGCGGCUGGAAGGGCAACAUGCGGCACGGCUUCGGGCGGCAGACCUGGCCGGACGGCGCGAUGUACGAGGGGGAGUGGCGGGAGAACCGUGCCCGAGGGAACGGCAAGUUCUCUCACAGCGACGGUGACUUGUAUGUGGGCCAGUGGGGGAACAACAUGGCCAACGGCGUGGGCGUCUACUACCAGAAGGGGGCCAACACCUACAAAGGCGAGUGGCGGGACGACCACCAGCACGGCCACGGCGUCGAGGUCUGGGUCGAGGGGGCGCGCUUCGAGGGCACCUUCGUGGAGGGCAAGAAGGAUGGCUAUGGCUGCUACUACUGGACCGACGGCGCCGUCUAUGAAGGCCGCUGGGUCGGCAACGCGAUCGCUGGAACCGGCGCGUACCAGUCCAGCGAUGGACGCCACUUCCGGGGCCAGUGGAGGGACUCCGUCAUCCAUGGCAUCGGAGAGUACAUCUGGCCAGGCGGGCGAGAGUACAGAGGCUGCUACGUAGAUGACCAGAAGCAGGGGUUCGGCACCUUCAAGUGGCCCGACGGCAGGAGGUACGAGGGCUUCUGGGCCGGCGGCAAGCAGAGCGGCCUCGGGCUCUACGCGACGAGGGAGGGCGUGCGUAAGCUGGCCGAGUGGGCAGACGGCAAGCGCAUCCGAGACGUGGAGGGCGGCCUCCCCGAGGGCGCGCUGCAGGCUGCCCCGCGGGCGUGA